This is a messenger RNA of Sphaeramia orbicularis (orbiculate cardinalfish), 4259 nucleotides long. RefSeq names its product dual serine/threonine and tyrosine protein kinase (gene dstyk). Gene Ontology annotation, biological process: negative regulation of apoptotic process; positive regulation of ERK1 and ERK2 cascade; cellular response to fibroblast growth factor stimulus. The transcript has 15 exons. The coding region runs from base 1056 to 3833 and encodes 925 amino acids. Gene Ontology annotation, molecular function: protein kinase activity; ATP binding. The record is from RefSeq and is a predicted model, not a curated record. Gene Ontology annotation, cellular component: cytoplasm. Lineage: Eukaryota; Metazoa; Chordata; Actinopteri; Kurtiformes; Apogonidae.
CGUCUAACUGAACUCCACGGUGUGUGUUUGUGCUUCUUCUUUGUGCUGGGACCCACUGGCACUAGCUGCAGGUUUACAACAUGCUGAGCAGCGGAGUGGAGCGGACACGUCAAAUAGUGCAGGAGGCGGGCCAGUGAUUUGGUUGCCUGGUCUCAGUUAUGUGAGUUGUUCGGACACACCUCGUCCUGCACCAUCACUGACUGUCCUCUUCAUCAUCGUCACCGCCGGUAACGCUCAUCUCCACUCGGCUGUGAGGCCGUACGUCCGUCGGUCGGGAUCCUGUCCGCUGCGGGUUGGGAGAUGUCCGCUGGCGUCUCCCGACCGGAGUCAGUUUAGGAAGCUCAUUUCCUACGGAGGAAAACGUCAACGUUGUUUUCGUGCGAAGGCGGUUUUCACCUAGAGACAACUAUCAAAACCACCCAUCCUCCUUUCAUCACGGAGAUGUAUGGCUGUGAAACUGUGCCCCGGAUUUGAUACAUGAAGUUAGAGGCUGUUUGUUGUGCCAGGCCAAGGCGAGGACGGACUGGAGAUGCCUUCAGGCUAACGGUGCUAACGUUAAAUGGACCACAAGUAGGUCGCAUAUUGUUUAGCACAUCUGCCGAGGCUAGGGACUUUAUGUGCACUGCGCACUUUGCAGUCUGUGUUUACACUGAGCGAUAGCUAACACAAGAUGUUGAAAUAGCGAUAAGUUUGUUUGCCAUUUGUGUCUUUACAUUUAGUCACCAACACUAAACUUCUUUUACUAGCUAGAGGCACGGCGUUAAGCUAGCUAGCCGUGCUAAUCAACGCCUCAACAAAAACAAAUGCCAAACUCUCACUGUCCUUAGAGACUGUGCACUGAUACGCCAAUGUUAAUAACACUUUUAGAUGGACUCUUUAAAAUCAUCUGCCACAACCUAGCAGGUGGGUGUGCAAGUAUGACUACUGAUUAACGAUCUAAUAACGAAAAAAUUGCGACAAGGCAGUUCUUUGUGACUGGCGUUUAAUUUGCUGCAAGUUUGGAACAGUAAAUCAACCUGUUUAUGUACUAGACAGCAGCAGCUCACCUGUCAGCCAUGGAAGGAAAUACACAACAGAAAAGCACUCCUUUAGCUCGGGAACUAACCAAGAUAUUCAGCAGUUACAAUAAGCACUCCGUACAGCUCAAGAAGAACCUGAAAGAGACAAAUGCGUUCUUCAGGGAAAUAAGACAAAACUACAGCAAUGCCUGUGCAUCAACCAUCUCGGAUUCAGCUUCUCUGGAGGCAGGUCCGCUCAGCUGCAUCGCUUUCCCCAGUCAUGAGGAAGAGUUCCUAUGCAACACAGUGGGUGCUGCCCCUUACAUCCUGGUGCUGGGCCAGGACUGUGCGGCCCGCUACCAGCUGCUCAACUGUCUUCUGGGGGAGAGGCUUCUGCCGCUGGGCCCUGAGGCCGGAGAGGCUUGUGAAGGAGUCCAGGGCACAGUCUGCAAGAGGCGGAAGCUGUGUUUCAGCCACGGGAGGCAGACACGGCUCAGUCUGGCGCUGCCUGGUCAGUAUGAGCUAGUGCAUCAGCUGGCAGCUAACUGUGGCCGCUGGGACACGGUGCCCCGAGAGGACCUGGAGAUCCACGAGGAAUGUGAAGACCCAGCCCACAGGCUAGCUGAGCUGGAGAUCACCCUGCAUCACCCACUGCUUCAGGAAGCGAAGGUCAUGGUGGUGCCUUGUCCGAGUGUCCAGCCCAUAGAAGAAGCCCUGGAAGACUACACUCGUGGUGUGAUCCCCAUCAUACUCUACGCCAUCAACCAGGACUCCUUGAGCUCAGAACAGGUGGCUGAGCUGUGGAAGGUCAAAGAGAUGCUCCCAUUUCCUUUCUGUUUUAUCCGUGUUCCUGACACGAUGCCAGCAGCCUCCCCGGAGCCCGGCCGCCGCACUGAGAAGGACAAGGACAAGGAGAAGAGCCCCCUGCACAAGCAGCUGGUCUCCCUUGGUUUACUUAAUAGCCCAGCAGGAAACUGCUCCUGUGGUGCACCUACACAGAUGCCCACCCCUGGCGCCAAGCCCCAGAGCAUGCUGGGUGAGGCCUUUGAAAGACUGCAUCGGUUGCUGGUUCCUUUUGCACGACAAGUACUUCAAAACCAGCAGGUGGAGGCUGCCAACCUGCUCAAUGGGCUCCACUGUCGCUGCCUCGAUCUUUUCAUCAACCAGGCGUUUGACAUGCAGCGGGACCUGCAGAUAACACCCCGCAGACUGGAGUACACGCGUGAGAAAGAGGGUGAACUGUUCACUUCCCUCAUGGCCAUCGCCAACCGCAAACAGGAGGAAAUGAAGGAGAUGAUUGUGGAGACACUCAGCAGCAUGAAAGAGCAGUUGCUCGAGGACGCUGCCAACCUGGAGUUCACAGACAUAAUUGUAACAACCAAUGGAGAGCCUGUUACGUCAAAGGAGAUCAAAUCUUGCAUCCAUCAGAUCCAGGAGCUGAUAGUGCUUCGUCUGAAUCAGGCUGUGGCAAAUAAGCUCAUCAGCUCUGUGGACUAUUUGAGGGAGAGCUUCGUAGGGACUCUGGAGCGAUGUCUCAACAGUCUGGAGAAGUCGCAUAUUGAAUCUUCUGUCCACAAUAUUACUUCCAAUCACCUCAAACAGUUAUUAAAUGCUGCCUAUCACGUGGAGGUCACCUUUCAUUCAGGGUCAUCUGUAACACGACUUGUCUGGGAGCAAAUCAAACAGAUAAUCCACAGGAUAACCUUCGUGAACCCUCCUGCUAUUACUCCAGAGUGGAAGCGGAAAGUGGCCCAGGAUGCCAUAGAAAGCCUCAGUGCUGCUAAACUGGCCAGAAGCAUCUGCUCCCAGUUCAGGACCCGACUCAACAGCUCCCAUGAAGCCUUUGCAGCAUCCCUGCGUCAGUUGGAGGAAGGACACACGGGGCGUCUGGAGCGAACUGAGGACCUGUGGCUUCGUGUGAGGAAGGACCACGCCCCUCGUCUGGCCCGUCUGUCUCUGGAGAGCCGCUCCCUCAGGGAUGUGCUGCUGCAUGGCAAGCCAAAGCUCGGGCGAGAGUUGGGUCGAGGCCAGUAUGGAGUCGUGUACUUUUGUGACAGUUGGGGAGGACACUACCCAUGUGCAUUAAAGUCUGUGGUACCGCCCGACGAUAAACACUGGAACGACCUCGCGUUGGAGUUUCACUACACAAGGACUCUACCUAAACACGAGCGUCUGGUGGACCUGCACGGUUCUGUGAUCGAUCACACCUACGCAGGCGGCUCGAGCAUUGCUGUGCUGCUGAUCAUGGAGCGACUGCACAGAGACCUCUACACAGGAUUAAAGGCUGGUUUAUCACUGAAGGAGAGGCUACAGAUUGCUCUGGAUGUAGUGGAGGGGAUACGCUUCCUGCACAGUCAGGGCCUUUUGCACAGAGACAUAAAGCUAAAAAAUGUACUGUUGGACAAACAAAAUCGUGCAAAGAUCACUGACCUGGGCUUCUGUAAACCAGAGGCCAUGAUGUCUGGGAGCAUCGUAGGAACCCCGAUCCACAUGGCUCCAGAGCUGUUUACAGGAAAGUAUGAUAACUCUGUCGAUGUCUACGCCUUCGGGAUUCUUUUCUGGUAUCUCUGUACUGGUUCAGUAAAACUCCCAGAAGCCUUUGAGAAGUGUUCCAGCAAGGACCAACUCUGGACCAACGUUAAAAAAGGGUCCAGGCCAGAGCGACUGCCCAGCUUCGACGAGGAGUGCUGGCAGCUGAUGGAGGCCUGCUGGAACGGAGACCCCUCCCUCAGGCCUCUGCUCGGGAUCGUAGAGCCCAGCCUGCAAAGCAUCAUGGUCCGGCUCUGCAGCUGCAGCACUGAACAGAAAAGCAGCAGCCUCGAGGACUCAAACUGAAAACACUCCUGACUAACUAACCCGUGCUAAGGAUCCCAAUCAGAAAAGUAUUUUUGUUGUAUUUAUGAAGAGCUGUUUGACAACAGGUGAUCAGUGGAUUCUGUCUGGGUCAUCUUCUGUGUUCGCAGUCGUUGGAUUUACAUUAUUUAUGAGGAGCUCAUACAGACCAGUUUGUAGAUGUGUGUUCUACUGUCUGUGCUUUGUGUAUUUGUAUACAAACUCUACAGUGUGCUUUUCUUGUAGCUGCUGUGCUAAUUGCUACUUGGUCAUAGGAUUGUUACUAGAUGCAAAUUGUUUUAAAAGUAGUCCACCCCCAGUAUUAUGAAAAAAUUGAGUAUAUAAAAGAUUAAUUUUAGAUUGUAUUUAAACUGAACAUUUCUGCAUCUGUACAACACCUUUUUUAAUAAAAUGUUCUGUUACAACAAG